Molecule: messenger RNA, 495 nt
Organism: Meira miltonrushii
Lineage: Eukaryota; Fungi; Basidiomycota; Exobasidiomycetes; Exobasidiales; Brachybasidiaceae
Exons: 3
Coding region: 1-495 (164 amino acids)
Source: RefSeq, a predicted model, not a curated record
AUGCCUGUUCCACAAGAAAACUCUCCUUACCCUCAAAUCGAUGUCGAUCCACACUUCAGACGGGUUGUGCAAAAUUUCAGACAAUCAGAUUAUUUAGCAUGGGGUGCUGCAACUGCCGUUUUCCCAGGAGCAUUAUACUUUAUGGAACAAAUCGAUCCAACAAGACCGCCUAGAGGUGGUUUACGAUCUGCUUUGCGUUUGGGUACCUUUUUGGGCGCUUGUGGUGGAUUCUUGUUGGCAUAUCAGAGAAGUAGUUUCCGACUAUGGGGAUGGCAAGAGAAUGCAAUUGAAGUGAAACGGGCAGAAGAACAAGGAGAUUCUGCACCCGGUCUGGACACAAGCGCUUCCGAUAUGAGCCCAUACAUGCAAGGUGUUUCUCAUCGUAACUCCGUCUUUUCACAAUUGAAGUUCAGCACACUACCAUGGUUCAACUUGACAAACCAUCCACACCAUGGUCAAGGAGUACAGAAAGAGGGCGGAGAAUCGAGCGAGUAA